Aspergillus alliaceus is the source of this 3219-nucleotide messenger RNA. RefSeq names its product nitrogen regulatory protein area. Gene Ontology annotation, cellular component: nucleus. The record is from RefSeq and is a predicted model, not a curated record. NCBI's taxonomy places the organism in Eukaryota, Fungi, Ascomycota, Eurotiomycetes, Eurotiales, Aspergillaceae. Gene Ontology annotation, biological process: nitrate assimilation; positive regulation of transcription by RNA polymerase II; negative regulation of transcription by RNA polymerase II. Gene Ontology annotation, molecular function: RNA polymerase II cis-regulatory region sequence-specific DNA binding; zinc ion binding; DNA-binding transcription factor activity, RNA polymerase II-specific. Bases 358 to 2955 code for a protein of 865 amino acids. The transcript has 2 exons.
CUUGGACCCCCUCCAGAUCCUAGCUUCCCUAUUCUUUCCCACCAACUAUUGCUGCAUCCUCCUGCAAGCACUGGUCGUUUAGGGCGGGUAGACUGGAAUUUAUUCCUUGCGCCAGUGACCAAUCGCCCUGUCGACUGUCUCACUCUCGCUUCUAGCUCUUUUUCCUUCGAUUCUCAUUGCUUGUGAACCUCUUCAACCGUCCUUAUCUCUUCCCCCCUCCAUCCAGCCUGUUGCUCCUAUCUUUCGCUUUUUUUCCUUUUCCUUUUUCUUUCUUUUUCUGGAUCUUCCUGACCCCUCUCUCUUGUCGCCUACCGUCAUUACCCCCGCGCUUCCCAAUAAAGAGUAGAGCGUGUGAAUAUGUCCGGAUUGACCCUCGGGCGACGCCCUGGGGGCAUGCGACCGACUCAAACCGCAAAAUUUACUACCUACGAUUCUUCCACCGAUGCUGACCGCUCCUCCAACAAUGCCCCCCCUACUUCCUCGCAGCUGUCCGAUGACUUUUCUUUCGGUUCCCCUCUGAGCCCCGCCGACUCGCAGGCUCAUGACGGUUUACUUCAAGACUCGCUCUUCCCCGAAUGGAGGUCUGGUGCCCCUCGAGGCGGCCUCGACACUCCAGAUGAGAUGCAAAGGCAAGAUCCGUUAGCGACACAGAUAUGGAAGCUUUAUUCUAGGACCAAGGCCCAGUUGCCCAACCAGGAGCGCAUGGAAAACCUCACUUGGAGAAUGAUGGCAAUGAGUUUGAGACGCAAGGAGCAGGAACGUGCCCAACAUUCCCUGCGCCCUGGAAGACCCAGCAGCGCUGGCCCCAGUGGCAUCGCUCAACUACGCAUUUCCGACCAGCCAAUUGCCAAUCCUCAUCCACAGUCGACCGACCUGACUGCCGAUCCCAUGAACCUUGAUGAUUUCAUCGUUCCCUUCGAAUCUCCCUCGGACCACACCUCGCCUAAUGCCACCCAAACCACCGACUCGACCUCAUCCGCGGCCAUUCCCAUCAAGUCCAGGAAAGAUCAGCUGAGGGAUUCCACACCGGUGCCCGCCUCGUUUCACCAUCCGGCUCAGGACCAACGCAAGAACAGUGAAUUCGGAUACGUCCCUCGUCGCGUGCGUAAGACGAGCAUCGACGAGCGCCAGUUUUUCUCUUUGCAGGUUCCCACCCGGAAGCGACCGGCAGAGUCAUCGCCCCAGGUGCCCCCGGUCUCCAACUCCAUGUUGGCCCAUGACCCUGAGCUCUCGGGCGGCGUGCCUGACUAUGCCUUGGAUACGCCGUCGGCGUUUGGCUUCCACCAAAAUAACCACCAUCCCGCAAACCACCACAAUCAUACUUCUCCCGGCGUGCCUUUUGGCUUGGAUACAUUCGGCCUUGGUGACGAUCCGAUCCUGCCCUCAGCGGGUCCCUACCAGUCGCAGUUCACUUUCUCGCCGAGUGAGUCUCCCAUGACCUCCACGCACCCGUUCGCGAACCUUUAUUCGCAUACGCCGGUGGCAUCGUCCCUCAAUUCGACGGACUUUUUCUCCCCACCUCCAUCGGGCUACCAGUCGACAGCAUCCACACCGCAGCCGGCCUACGACGGCGAUCACUCGAUAUAUUUCGAUAUGCCGUCAACCGAUGCUCGCACCCAGCGCCGCGUCCCCAACUAUGUUUCGCAUCGGUCUAAUUUGUCCGCUUCGCUGCAGCCUCGUUAUAUGUUCAACCAACACAACCAUGAACAACAGCCCGUUUCAUCCACGGUGCAUUCGCCGAGCUACCCCAUACCCCAGCCGCAGCACGUAGAUCCGACUCAGGUGCUGAACGCAACAAACUUUCCGACGGGUAACUCUCAUACAGGCAUGUUUACGUUUGGAGCAGAUUCUGAUAACGAGGAUGACGAUGGCCGUCAGCUGUCGGAACGAGCUGGCCUGGCCAUGCCGACUGAAUUCGGUGACGAAAAUGAGGGCUUCGCAUCGGGCAUGCAGUGGGACGGCCAGUUCCCAGGCUCCUUCCAUUCACUGCCAGGCUUUGGUCCUCAACAUCGCAAACAUGUCACUAUAGGUUCCGCGGACAUGAUGGACACUCCGGAGGAGUGGAAUCAGGGAAGCAGUUUGGGUCGGGCUCAUGGGUCUGUGGCUUCGGUUAGUGAGGUGCGCAACCGAGAGCAGGACCCUCGUCGGCAGAAGAUUGCCCGCACCACGUCCACUCCCAAUACGGCCCAGCUGCUGCGUCAAAGCAUGAACUCCAACAACAGUACGUCUCAUACCUCUCCGAAUACUCCACCCGAGUCCGGCCUCAGUAGCGCCGUUCCAUCCCGCCCGGGAAGUCCCGGUGGCAGCAAGAACGGCGAGCAGGUCAACAACGGACCAACUACAUGCACGAACUGCUUUACCCAGACGACUCCGCUGUGGCGUCGGAACCCGGAGGGCCAGCCACUGUGUAAUGCUUGCGGGCUGUUCCUGAAACUGCACGGUGUUGUGCGCCCGCUUUCCCUUAAAACGGACGUCAUCAAGAAGCGGAACCGCAGCAGUGCCAACAGCCUGGCAGUGGGAACUUCUCGUUCAUCGAAGAAGUCCGCCCGUAAAAACUCGGUGCAGCAGGUAUCCGUCACGACCCCUACCUCGAGCCGCGCCCAGAACAGCGCCUCCUCCGAAUCCCCGCCCGCCGGGUUUGGCAUCGCGGCGGGACGGUCCAAUGGGGUGGUGCCUAUUGCCGCUGCACCUCCGAAGUCUGCACCCUCCGCAGCAACCUCCCCUGGCGGGACCCAAGGCCGGAACCAGGUCCAGGCGGCCCCGAAACGUCAACGACGACUGGAGAAGGCCUCGGAGGCAGAACUGGACGAGGCGAACAAGUCCGCGGGUGGUCGAUCCAAGGUGGUGCCUCUGGCGCCGGCCAUGCCCCCGGCAGCGGCGAAUCCGGCGAAUCAUAGUAUUGCCGGAGGCCAGGGUGCUAGUCAAGAAUGGGAGUGGCUGACCAUGAGUUUGUAACGAUUGCGUUUACUUCUCUGAUUCUCUACACUCCUUCAUAUUCUUUGAACCCUUGCCUUUUUUAUUUUCUUUCUCAUUUUUCUUUUCAACCUGUUGAUGCUACGCCAUGACCGAUAGACAUGAUGAAUACUGCAACCGAUGGAAUCUCGCUAGACGAGAGGUGUUAGAUGACGUGGCCCGCGAUGCACUUAAUGAGAUACGACGGGGUGCGAUCCGAUGGUCACGCGAGUUUAAUGGUAACAUGACGAGGGAUAUUCGUUUUGU